Molecule: messenger RNA, 1892 nt
Organism: Phanerochaete carnosa HHB-10118-sp
Lineage: Eukaryota; Fungi; Basidiomycota; Agaricomycetes; Polyporales; Phanerochaetaceae
Exons: 7
Source: RefSeq, a predicted model, not a curated record
CCCCUCGCCGAGACUCAACUGCCUCCACCCGUUACUUCGAGACAUGAACAUAGUUCGCCGGCUGUGACGUGGUACAGGACUAUUGUCCUCACUUCCACCAUUUGCUUCGGGACUUGGAAGAUGGUGGCGACCAUUCAGAAUGCAGCCGCCGCAUCGAUCGCUUUGGACUACUUAACAGGCGUAGUAUUGGCAGCUGCCUUGUAUGUACUAGGAGAGUGCAAAAAUCUACCGUCCCUCCGCUGGCUAUUUUGCCAUAACGUCAUCUCGGACGUGCGAUGCCUUCCAAUUUACGGGGUCAGAGCCGUAGUGACCAGUGAGUAUACAUCACUUCUGCUCCAUAGAUCUCCCCCAGUGACAACUCCACGCUCAGCGCGGCGGGUUUUUAAUCGUAGGCUCAGGCCUUCCGCAGCCGGAAUACUCGUCACGGUAUUGCACACGCGUUGCGAAGGGCGUGAAAUGGCGUUCAGUGAAGCUGGAACAACGAGUGGUUUGUCGAUACUCACUCUGGAACCAUUUCCAGAGCUACCAGCUGAGAUUGUCAACAUGAUAAUUCGCAUCGCCAUUGAGACAUUUGUUGAGGAGUACGUAGAGCAGUCUCUGGCUGCGCCCCUCUACUCCGAAGAUGGCUGGGAUGAAAUUUCGUUCAAACAGCAGAAUCCAGUAGUGCCUCUUCUGGAGGUCAACUACUGGGUCAGAGAAGCGACACUGUCAUUCACCGCAAUUGUACUAUCCAUACCCGCUGUUCAUAAUUCCCACCUCAGCAGCCUGUCUGUACGUCCAUGGACCAGGAUCGAACAGAUCCGCUCACUGGGUCGCACUACUGUUGAAUCGGGCACAUGGCGGGAGGCGCUAGACGAGCUUGCGCCGUCCCCACUUGCCCACGCUUACGCUGCCUUGUACAUAGCGCAGCGCAAAGCCGACUUGGCGAUCUGUCUCUGUAAGGAACUUGUAGAGCUGGAAGACGACAUGGAAUGUGCUCUCUUGGUUCCUUCAGGGGAAGUGGUCGCGGAAUGUCCGAUGCUGCGUUUUUGUCAGACGUCACGUUUCUGUCAGGACCACAUAGACGAGGUGAACUUUCUCGUCGACGUCGCCAAGCAAGCCUCGCUGCAGUUUCCCAGUAUGAAGCUACUUUCAGUGCUCUGCGAACUUGACAUUGUUCCGGGGAGCAUUUCUGCAAGAGCUCGUACAGCGUCUCUUUCGCUUCACACUUCCGACUCGCAGAAAGCGGUCGUACUGGAUCACCUCAUAUUGCACAUCAGAGGUAGCAGAGGGGACGAGGACAUCCUGCUUCGAUCAUUAACGGCGUUACGGGCUUUCAUGACAGAGAUAGGAAAGUCUGUUAUCUCUGGCUUGGAUACCAUCACUUCUACAUCUCCAUGGCACUAUCUGGACGGCAACAUUCGCGACAAGCUUCGCCAGUCUUUGUUGAAUUUCAUGGAAUACAAGCUGCCCGACAUCGAUGAUCUAUCUGUGCUCGAGCUACACUCAGCAGCAAUAACCGGAGCAAGCGAUUUACUUGAAUCAUUUCAUCCGUACACCUGGGACUAAGAGAGCUGGAGAGUGUAGCAGAGAAAUUCUGGUGAAGUUGUUCGGUCAGUAGCAGUGAACUUGGUCCCUUGUCCAAGGAAACGUGACCAAGUUUGUGGCCUGUCUGAUCCUUUCUAUCAUAUUGAGCUUGAGGGGUAGGUCAAAUUGAUCUUUCUCUUGAGCUCCUGUUCCUGAAUAGGAUACAACGAAUGAUCGUAAAAUAUGUUCUUAGUACCAACAGUCUCUAUUGGCGAUCAGCGCGAGACAUUGCAAUCUCUUGUUAUACUUGCUAUCCUUGAGUUACACGUCACUUCGAAGUUGUACGACAUGACCGCUAAAUAAAUAGCAUGACCUGGUAUAUAUCC